This is a messenger RNA of Guyanagaster necrorhizus, 878 nucleotides long. RefSeq names its product peptidyl-tRNA hydrolase. NCBI's taxonomy places the organism in Eukaryota, Fungi, Basidiomycota, Agaricomycetes, Agaricales, Physalacriaceae. The transcript is spliced from 4 exons. The record is from RefSeq and is a predicted model, not a curated record. The coding region runs from base 181 to 735 and encodes 184 amino acids. Gene Ontology annotation, molecular function: peptidyl-tRNA hydrolase activity.
CACCUUAUCAGCGCCCGUCAACCAAAAAAAAAAUGAAUCUUACCAACUUUAGUCACUCUCGUAUCCUUUUACUUGGACCUGCUUAACAAUGGCAGUGUGAUUCCUGUGCAUUCUGAUUCGUAUAAGAGGGGACGGACGGCUGCAGAACUGGAAUUUGCGCCACUCUCCUGCUUAGCCAAAAUGACAUUCGGGGCACCUCAGCUUAUUAUCGUCGGAUUGGGAAACCUUCCGAUGCCUCUUACCCGGCAUAGCGUUGGCCAGCUCGUGGUAGAUGCGCUGGCUAGCAGGCUCGGCAUACAUCUAUCCUCCAACCGUCGUGGAAUAUCCGGCCAAGGGACUGUUUUGCUUGCAGGAAGACCCAUCGCACUGACGCUCUUCAAGUCAAAAAAACUCAUGAAUAUAUCCGGACCGUCAAUCGUCGAGGCCUAUCGCGCAACCGUGUCUUCACCUUCAUCCAUGAUUGUCAUUUCUGACUCGCUUUCUCACAAACCACAAACCCUCUCGGCGCGCCUCGGAGGUUCAGCAAACGGACACAACGGCCUCAAAAGUAUCAUGGCAGCUCUGGGCGGCGAAAACAGGUUUUGGCAGUUCCGAGCAGGAAUCGGACGUGACGAGUCUGAGACAGCUGACUAUGUACUGCGAAAACUAUCAUCGAGUGAACGUUCGUUCUGGGAGAACGAGGGUCUUGACAAGGUCUUGAAAGAAAUUGAAAAAGUAGUUUCGCAACAGAAGUGAUCCUGCCUCAGAUGAUCGCUCACUCCGGUCCACUUUCUACACACGAGGUGCAGCACGUUCGUAUGCUGAACGUGACAAGGUCCUAUAUAUCAACGGCCGCGAUGGAUACGAUGCUGACACUUCGUGCAUAUUCUCACGAUUUG